AUGGCCACCGCCCAGCAGUUUUGCCUCCGUUGGAACAAUCACCGAUCCAAUCUUCUCACAGUAUUUGACGAGCUUCUUCAAAAUGAAGCAUUUACAGAUGUCACCCUGGCAUGCGAGGGUGGUUCUCCUAUUAAAUGCCACAGAAUGGUACUAGCGGCCUGUUCUCCAUAUUUUCAAAAUCUAUUCACCGACUUGCCUUGCAAACAUCCUGUAGUAGUACUCAAAGACGUUAAGCAUGUAGAAAUUAAAGCUAUUCUAGAAUAUAUGUACAGAGGAGAGGUAAAUGUAGCGCAAGAUCAACUAGCUGCUUUACUUAAAGUAGCUGAGGCUCUUAAAGUAAAAGGAUUAGUAGAGGAAAAUAGAUCCAAUAGAAGUCCCAAAGAGGAAGAAGCUAUGGAUCAUUCACCUUCAAUAUCGACUUCAAGUUCUGUAAUGCAAAAUAUUGUACACAGUAGCAGCAAUACUUCACCACCUCAUUCAACGAAUACUCUUUAUAAGAAUUCCUACAAUAUGUACAAUAACAAACCUCCCCAAGACUCUAGAUUAAACCUGCCAAUGUGGGCUAUGCCCGGUCUACCUCUUCCCUCCCACGCUUCUUCACAGAUUCCUUCUAAUAACCACCCUAGCACAGCAAUGCUCGGUGGUUGUUACGAUGUUGCCACGUCCGAUAUGUCGCCGUUAAAAAGAAAAAAAUUGUCCAGUUUGCUCAUGCAUAGAGAUACACCAAUCCUGAGGACUGUUUUGGGACAGGGUCAAGCCGAUUCCUCGCAACCAGUUAGUUUAGUUUGCCACCCCGAUAGCGCCGAACAAAGUAACGGAAAUGAAGAUAGACUGAAGCAUAUGAAAAACGAACCUUCAGAAGAUGCUCAAUCCCCUUAUACAGACUUCACUCCCAUGAACGACGACGAAGAAAAAUCUAAACUAGCAAUUCCCUCCUCGUCUCCUCAGUCGUUUUCUCGCGAAAUGCGUGCUGUUCCACCAGGUAUAGCCCCGUACGUACCUAAUCAGGUACCUGAGUAUAAGAGAUAUAAACAGUACACUAGAGACGAGAUCAUGGCAGCUAUUGAAGCUGUAAGGAACGGCAUGUCUGCCCUACAAGCUGCGAGAAAAUACCGUGUGCCUUCGAGAACGCUGUACGAUAAAGUCAAAAAGUUAGGAAUAACGACUAGUAGACCUUUCAAGCGAGGAUCUAAUGGAAGCUCAUCUUGUUUUUCUUAUGGAUCACCCUACAGUGGACAUCUUUCUGAAUCCGACGAAAACCCUAACAAUUCCUCUCUAUUAGAGGCAAGCAGUUUCCUGCAACACGCUUUAGAUGGGAGAGGAGGAGAUGAACGUGAAGCUUUAGCAGCAAUGGCCGCUGCAGCAGCUGCCCAUGCAAUAGCUUCAGGACAUUCGACAAGUCCAAGUAAUCUUGGACGAGCCAGAAGCCCAAGUCCUAGCCCCACAAUGAUCAAAUACAUGAGACAUGCAAGUUUGACUCCUUCUCCAGCCCCAGGCAGUGACCACCACCAUUCCCACAGCGAGACAAAUGGAAGUUCUGAGAGAGAUCACGAAGAAGAAGAAGAUCAGGUCGAAGAUCUAUCGAUAAACAGAAAGGAGCAACACAGAGAAAGAGAAUCGACAAGGGUAAUAAUGCCUCCUAUGAAUCAAGUGUCUGCAAUAAUGAAAAAGGAGGAACUACUAAUAGACAGCCUCAAAGAAGAAGCACGGAGAGAAGUAACCUUAGACUGUGAAGGCGAAUAA
Diabrotica balteata is the source of this 1743-nucleotide messenger RNA. The record is from the annotation of a GenBank genome assembly. Lineage: Eukaryota; Metazoa; Arthropoda; Insecta; Coleoptera; Chrysomelidae.